CUCGUUCGUUUUAAAUAUUGUUGACUGCAUUUUCACCAGGAAAUUGCAUUUUACUGCCACCACGUUUUCUUCAUUACAGACUUCAACACCGUUUGUCUAUUAACCAAUUUAUAUAGACACAUCAGAAAUGCCAGUAAACGAAGAAGAUACCUCUGAAAACUUUGUUACUCUUAAGGUUUGUGGCGCGUAUGACGAUGCUUUACCUAUUAGACAUUUCAAAAUAAAGAAACAUAUUCGUUUAAGAAAGCUCAUGAGAAUUUAUUGUGAAGAAGCUGGUUUGCCUAACCCGGAUGAAGCAAUAUUCCAAACUUUUGCAGGUCGUAUUUGUGAAGAUGAUACUCCUACAUCACUCGAAAUGGAACAAGGUGAUACCAUUUACGUCAUUGAAUCGCCAAAUCUCUCUCUCUCUAGCCGAAACAAAGUCACUAAAAAUGACAAAAAAUCUAAUUCUAAUAACAAAAAACAAGAAGAGGAAAACCAGGUGUAUGUCGUUGAAAAGGUUUUAGAUAAAUGUGUAAGGCAUGGCAAGGUGGUAUACUUUCUCAAAUGGAAAGGUUUCAGUGAUUCGGAAAAUUCUUGGGAACCUAUUGAAAAUCUUAAUUGUGAUGACUUGAUCAACAUUUUUGAACGUGAAAGAAAAAGCAAGACAUCGAAUUCAAUUGAUUUAGAAUCUUCUGAUGAGUCUGACAAUAAAAAUACUGAGGAGCAGAAAGUAGCAGAAAAAGUUGUGGCUGUUGAUAAACUGCAUGGCCAGAUUGUAUAUAAUAUUAAAUUUAAAGGAAUUAAAGAACCUGUGGUAGUAAAAAAUAAUACUGCUGAACAAUUAUACUCAAAACUCAUUAUCAAAUACUAUGAAAGUUAUUUGUUUAAAUAA
Molecule: messenger RNA, 874 nt
Organism: Rhopalosiphum maidis (corn leaf aphid)
Lineage: Eukaryota; Metazoa; Arthropoda; Insecta; Hemiptera; Aphididae
Product: chromobox protein homolog 3-like
Exons: 4
Coding region: 128-874 (248 amino acids)
Biological process (GO): negative regulation of transcription by RNA polymerase II; chromatin organization
Cellular component (GO): nucleus; pericentric heterochromatin
Molecular function (GO): chromatin binding
Source: RefSeq, a predicted model, not a curated record